AUGACGGACCAGACCAGCGGCCGGCCGUCGGCCGGCGAUGGAACAAGUCCCAACGGCAUAGGCCCCCACACAAACGGCGCCGGCAGCGGCGACGGACACCCAUUGCUGGCGUCGUCACAACCUGCUGCAGCAGCACAAGCACACCACUUCCCAGACGUCUGCUACAAGCUGCGGCACAAGGUCCUGGCGUUCCUGGAUGAGGAGAUCCCCGCCUCCGAAAAGAUCCUGCGCAACGUGCAGAACCAGGUCCGCAUCUCCGUCUCUGUCGUUGAGCAGGCCCUGCGUCGCUAUACUCUGGACCAGAUCUCCUUGUCGUACAAUGGCGGCAAGGACUGUCUGGUGCUGUUGAUCCUGAUCCUGGCCUGUCUGCCGGUGGUCAAUGAGCCGGCGGUGCUUGCGGGCAAGACAUCCGAGGGGGCACAGACAUCAGCAUCGACAGCAACACGCGCGACUGCGCCGACAUCACAGACGUCGGCACAACCGACACUGCCACCGCCGACGGCAACGGCAACGGCAACGUCACCACGGGCGUCCACGGCACCUCGCCCCUUCCAGGCCAUCUACAUUGUCCCGCCCGACCCCUUCGCCGAGGUCGACGAGUUUGUCGACCAGUCCACCGCCGACUACCACCUCGACCUGGCCCGCUAUCCCUUGCCCAUGCGCGCUGCCCUCGACGCCUACCUCGCCGACCGCCCGGCCGUCCAGGCCAUCUUCAUGGGCACCCGCCGCACCGAUCCCCACGGAGAGCUCCUCACCCACUUCACGCCGACCGAUGCCGGGUGGCCCCAGUUUAUGCGCAUCCACCCGGUCAUCGACUGGCACUAUGCCGAGAUCUGGGCUUUCAUCCGCCACUUCGACAUCCCCUUUUGCCAGCUCUACAACCGCGGCUUCACCUCCCUCGGCGGCACCACCGAUACCCGCCCAAACCCGGUCCUCGCCAAGAAGGCAAAGAGCACCCACGAUGCCGAAGACCACAGCGGUGCAUCCACGCCCAUGUCCUUCCGGCCUGCGUAUGAACUGAUGGACGACGACGAAGAGCGCCUGGGCCGGGGGCGGCCGCAUAAACAGACCAUACAGAACGAGAACGACGUCAACGACGGAAAGCGGCGCAUUGUUGGGGAGAAACAAUACCAGUGA
Messenger RNA from Sporothrix schenckii 1099-18, 1137 nucleotides. Its product is annotated as FAD synthetase. Lineage: Eukaryota; Fungi; Ascomycota; Sordariomycetes; Ophiostomatales; Ophiostomataceae. The record is from RefSeq and is a predicted model, not a curated record. Bases 1 to 1137 code for a protein of 378 amino acids. The transcript is spliced from 3 exons. Gene Ontology annotation, molecular function: FMN adenylyltransferase activity. Gene Ontology annotation, biological process: FAD biosynthetic process.